CGUAUUUUGGUUUGGAUUUUGAAGAAAUAUUUAUUUAAAUUACUGAAUUGUAACUGAUCUAUUAAUAAUAUGUAAUAAAUACAUAAUCCAAUAAUAUAUAAAGUAGCAUCUGAUUUCUAAUGAAAUUUGGUGAACAUUAUGGAGGAUUAUAAAUUUCUUUUUAAAGUAGUGCUUGUUGGAAACGCAGGUGUUGGUAAAACCUGUUUGGUACGAAGGUUCACACAAGGUCUAUUUCCACCAGGUCAAGGUGCUACUAUAGGCGUUGACUUUAUGAUUAAAACUGUAGAAGUAGAUGGAGAGAAAGUAAAGUUACAAAUUUGGGACACAGCGGGACAGGAGAGAUUCCGCUCGAUAACACAGAGUUAUUAUAGAUCAGCACAUGCAUUGAUACUAGUUUAUGACAUAUCUUGCCAGCCGACAUUUGACUGUCUGCCGGACUGGUUGCGGGAGAUUGAGGAAUAUGCUAGUAAUAAAGUGUUAAGAAUAUUAGUUGGUAACAAAACAGACAGAGAAGAUAGGGAAAUACCACGGCAUAUCGGUGAGGAUUUUGCUCAGCGGCAUGGAAUGUAUUUUCUGGAAACAUCGGCAAAAGAAGCUGAGAAUGUUGAACGAUUGUUCAUGGAGAUUGCUGUGGAAUUGAUGGAGCAAGCCAAAUGCAAGGAGCUACCAAAAUACGACGGCAGCUUAGGACCUAUCAACGGCAAGUCGUCAUCCAUUGGAGAAAGCGCGUGUUGUUCUAGAUCGUAAAUAUUACGAAUUUAUCUCGCUAUAGGCCUACUUUACGUUAAUUGACAUUAUUAUUUGGCAUAAAUAAAUUACGUGAUACGUUGUUUGUCCGCGAUGGACUCCUAAAUUAAAGAACGGAUUUUAAUGGGAUUACUUCAUCGAGUGCAGUUUGGUCCAACUUGAGAGAUAGGAUAGUUUUUAUUUCGAUUUGGGACCCAUAAUUAUUUUUAUUUUCAAUAUUUAAUUUGCAUGGACAUAUUUUCUAUGAGAGAAUUUAAUGACGCACGGUUUGACACAAUCUCAUUAUAACAACAGGGAGCAUUUUUUACGAAAUAAUUCUUAUUCUUGAUGUUUUGAAAUAUUUUUGGCAAAUUCCUAUAAAAGAGUAUUUUUUUUUAUUAUCUACAGAACAACGUCUGUGGCGGUAGCUAGUAUUUAUAUAUUAUAUAAACAUGUCGGAAUCACCUAGAACGGACUUAAUUCGGACCGAAACACCGAAAUUUGUUGCAUAUACCUCUAUUACAAUCAAUUCCAAAUGUCUAUGCGCGUUAUGUACGGCAUAAGUUAGUACAAAAAAGUCAUUUAAAAUAUGCUACAAGGUGGUCACCUACUAUUUUUGGGAAAGGGUUUUAAUAACAUUACAAUGGGUUAGCCACAAGUUACUUUAAGUGGUAAAAUAAUGUGUUUUAAAAAAAUCCUUUUCAAAUUUCGAGACACGGCGCCAAUACCAUUUUAUUGUCAUGUGGCCGCUGUGUGACGUGACUUGGACUGAUUUAAUUACUUAAUUAAACUAACCAAACUCUCACCAAACUAUCUUUGAAGUAUAUCCUUUUCAAUAAAAAAAGAAUCAUCGAAAUCGGUUGGCGCGAUAUGGAGAUAAUCGUAAAUUUAUCAUCCAUUUUGCUAUACGUAUAUAUAGCAAAUUUAAGACUUUUAUGGUUUUCUCAUGGAGGCCAUUGUCAGAUCUGGACCAAAUUACAACGGGAAGUACCAACUUUCAAAUAAAAAAAGAAUUAUCAAAAUCGUUUCACCCAGUCGAAAGUUUUGAGGUAACAAACAUAAUAAAAAGACAUACCGACGAAUUGAGAACCUCCUUUUUUGAAGUUAAAAAUUGGUUCGGUUAAAAAUUGAAAUAAUUUGUAAAAUGAUGAAGCUGUGAUUGUUGAUUAAAGAGCAAUUACUUGCCACCCCUUUUCAUUUAAGCUCAACCUUUUCUGAAGUGGUCUGUCUGAAAUUCCUGAAAAAUGUUGUAAUAUUUUUAAGUAUUUCUAGCAUUGACGUAAUUUUGUAUUUGUUAUUCAGUAUAUUGAAAAGUCAACGUGUUUGACAAACAAAUAAACAUUACUUAUUAAAGUUUGACUAGUGAUUUUAGGUCGUAGGUAAUUCAUAUUUUGCAAUAUUAUUGCGUUAUUGAGGUUUUUUUAUUCAAUUUAAUUUAUUAAUACAUAAUACGCGUUAUAAUGCCAUUCGUUUUAGCUGAAGAGCCAGAGAAUACACUGCAUUUGCUCGUCAACAUUCUUUAAAAGGAUCUUAAGUUUUCGCAUUCCAGUACUUAGGCGAACCUGUCAUCGCUCAAAUAAAGCGUAGUGUAAAAUUUUCGUAAUAAGUUACCGCUACCCGUGCCAAUAAAGAAACAAAUCUAAAAAGGCGGCGAUACAGAUCGGUCUGACAGCGAAAUAGGGAUCGCAGAUAGGUGAUGUUAAAUGUGCGAGUGAGAGCGAAUCAUUCGUGGCCGCCAUUUUAGAUGGGUUUAGUGCACGGGUUAUACUUUUAACAGACCAGACCAGUCUCGUGCCAGAAUUUGGUGAGUCAAGAUGCCUCGUGUAGAGGCGCGUGUCGGAUUAAUUCAAGACAAAUAUUAGCGGAAUUUACACUCGACAUAACUGAAAAAAUUUAGAUAGGUCAAAGUCAAAAUAUUUUAUUGACAUAAAAUCAAAAGAUUGCUCGUCAACGUCAAUCACAAAAAAUACAUUUCAGAUACAUACAUAUUAAUUACACAAAAGUUUAAACAUAUACAUAUUUUUAAAAUAAAGCAAACCAGUCAAACAAUACAAGGCUGAACCAUGAAAUCCAUAAAAAAAAACAACUAUAAUACUAUUCAAUUCCAUAUUGAAAUAUCGUUUACAUAAUCUUCAAUACUGUAAUAAGCUUUCGACAUACUGCGUUUAACAAAAGAUUUAAAUUUAUUUAAUGAUAAUUCAGAUACUAUGGAUAAUUAUGGAUUUCCGCAAAAUAACGCCUAUUCAAUAAAUUGUCUUAUACUGAUACGCCCUGCCCUUUACAGUGUAGUGCUAUUCAGGGUUCUUGAACCCAAAAUUCUCAGCAGCAUCCCAAUUGCGCUCGUCACUUUGAGACUUUCUAAGAGUUAUUCACUAGCUAUGUCCUUCAAACCGAAUUACAAUAAUGUUUCCACAUUACUGCUUGACGGCAAAAAUGGCGCCACGAAUGAAGUUCAACGCUGUUAUAUUUAAAAAUUUAAAGAAACUUGCCAUUUUAGAGCUGAUAACAGCUGUGGGUAUACUCAAAACUAAUACUCGAAAUAAAGUCCCAAUAUUGACACUUUCAAAAUGUAACGGCCAUUUGCAAUGCAAUGUCAAAAUAGUUUCACUGUACACUCACAGUGGCGCUUCAGUGCUGCACAUUAAGUAGAUUUUUAACUAUAAAGGGACAUCAAUUCCAUCAUUUAUAUUAUGAAUAUUAUAACUAGCAGUUUCCCGUUGCAUUCGCAACUAAAGGUUAUAUAUAAAAUGUUUAAGUAGGGAAAAUAUAGAGAGUUGUCAUACUGACACGUUCAGGGCAAGCCUGUCAGCCAUUAAGUUUGCAUAGCGACAUCCCAUUCUGCACGGACGCACGCCAAGAAAGUGAAGAUAUUACUAGGAAGGUCAGUGUCUUCCAUUGAAAGCUGCAAGACAUAAUUUAUCCUAUAUUUAAUGAGAUUAUAUCGCUAAUUGUUAGUUUAAUAUUUUGUAUGAGUGAUAUCAGAGAAAUUUAUAAUUUUAUUUGAUAAUUAAUAAUAAUUUAAAUAAUUAUUUUGAUCAAUUUAAAUCAGAUGUAGAAUUUGUAGGUAAUAUUUUAGUAGAUGCAUAGAAAUUGGAAAUGUUACUACCACAAAACAUAAUUUUUGAAUGAGAAUAUGAAAAAAUAGUUUUAUUGGAUUAAACAAUAUAGAGAAACUGAAAUUAAUAUCAAUUCAAAAGCCCUUACAUAGACUUAGAUUGUUUUUGAAUGCAAUAAGCCGCGUGUAAUUAACACUAAACUGACUAACUUUUAUCUACAAAAGAAAGAUAUUUCUGAUGGCUAAAAAUGUCUUACGGCCGUUUUCAAUAACCUAUCUAUCCUUAGUUUAACUUACUAGAGGUAGACAAAUCUACCCUUUUACGCUUACUUACAUUUCAAUAACCUAUCGACAUAAAGCAUUGGUAUAACUAUAUUGGGCAUAACUAUGGAUAGAUAAGAUCUUGUCAUUAACCGGCCGUUCCCAAUAUUCAGUCUAUCUCUAACUUGAGAUAAAAAUCGUAACUAUCGUUGAAUUUUCUGUCCCAAUAAACCUAUCGACGGUAACUUACCUUAUCCGUGCACGCUGUCUGUCAAUGGGACGACGUAUAGCUUACCAGCGAUAUAAAGUUUGUAUGGCAAUUGCAAUUCACGCGUCCCAAUAUAUGGCGAUAAGAAUGACUUAUCGCCUAUAUUGGGACAGCUUCAGAUUAUUGACAGCUAAUUACUGACAGUAGAAGGUAGUAAUUUAUCUAUAUCUAUAGAUAGUAUAUUGGGAACGGCCGUAAAUGGUGACAGCAAUGUAUCCGUAACUAGAGAUACGUUAUUGAAAACAUCCGUUAAUAGGUAAUGUGUUUUAUAUACAUAAGUAUAUAAAAAUAAUUUUAAAAGAUUAAAUUAUUGUAUUUUCUUUAAAUUACAGUAUCUUUUUAUUCUGUUUGUUCUAGAAAAUUCAUUCAAGAUGUUGAUAUACCUACGAAUGAUCUCGAUGUUAGCAUUAAUGUUUUUGUUUGUAUAUAGUUAGCUUGUUGUGAGUUUGAAUAAGAGUGCAGCACGGACGAGUAAAAAAAGAAGGACUCCGUGUCACCUUACAUAACAGUGAAGCACCAAAACAAGCCGGUAAACGUGUAUAUACAUAGCCCCACGCACACACUUACACUAAUAAAAGCCAAAAAAAUUGUGUAACUGGUAUCCUCCGUAACCGCACACACACUAGCAUAACGGUGCUUCACUUGCUAAUAUCACAGCGCGAGAGUUCUUUUUUUACUCGUCCGUGCAGUGCAAUAGAUUUUUUUUUGUUACCAAAUAUUUAAUUAUUAUGAAGUUCAAUGUGCAAUUCUGACGAUUUUAUAUAUUUUUUUUUAAGGAAAUUGAUUGUGCUUUUAAUGUACUUUUUUAAAUAUUUAUUAGGGUGUUAGUAUAAGGUACUUGUUAUCAAUUUUAGUACGUUAUUAACUUUUUCACACAUUAAUUCUUGUCAUUUUUUCAAUAAGUAUUCUUAUAAUAUAAUCUGUAUAUAUAGCGAAGUUACUCUUCACAAUGAGUAUAAGAAAAACAAAACAAAUAUAUUCAUACAAAUUAAAUUUGAAAACAAUUUUUUUAACGAUGCGGGACUCGAACCCGCGACCUCUCGCGUUCCGUGCGAACGCUCUUCUUACUUUUUAAAAAUAACAAAUUGUUUAGAUUUAGUUUAGCGACAUCUCAAGUCAAUUUCCUAAUAUGCAAUUAUUGGGGUUGAGCAGGUUAUCAACUGUAAAGUAGAUCCUGUAGAUGAAGCCACAACCUGAGAGUUGAACAUGACAUACCAAGAUUUAUGAACCUAACUUCACUCGAACGGUUGGCUCAGUGAAAGAGCGGUCGCGGUUUCUAGUCCCGCAUCGUUCAUAAAUUUUAUUUUCAAAUGUAAUUUGUGUUAUUACAAUUAUAUUUAUAAUACUUCUUACAGGUAUUGUUAAUAGACUAAUUUUUUCGUCAAUUGACUGUAUUUAAUAGUUGUAGUUUAGUUUGUAAGAUGAUUUAACAUUCCAUUGUUAUUUACGUUUGAAGUUUGACUGUGUUAGUCCUACACUAUAUUAUAUAUCGCUGACUUUAUGCAAUGUUUCUAUCUAAAACUUUCAUUGUUUAAUUAAUUUUCAUCUUUAAUAGCUUUUAGUAAGACUUGUUUUGGUUUGACUCUUAUUUCUAUAGCCAUUUUAUACGCCAGUAUCAUGAUAAAACUUAAUUUACCCGGCGACUUUGUCAAACGGCCUUUCCCAAUAUUCAGUCUAUCUCUUACUUGAGAUAAAAAUCGUAACUAUCGUUGACUUUUCUGUCCCAAUAAACUUAUCGACGGUAACUCACCUUAUCCGUGCACGCUGUCUGUCAAUAGGACGACAUAUAGCUUACCAGCGAUAUAAAGUUUGUAUGAAAAUUGCAAUUCACGCGUCCUAUUAUAAGGCGAUAAGAAUGACUUAUCGGGUAUAUUAGGACAGCUUCAAAUUAUUGACAGCUAAUUACUGACAGUAGAAGGUAGUAAUUUAUCUCUAUCUGUAGAUAUUAUAUUGGGAACGGCCGUUAAAGUCCAGUUUUAUCGUACUCUAUUUCCUAUAGACAUAGAUUAUCCAAAAUUUGGGGAUACAAGCAAAGGUACAUUGAGAAGCUUAAGGUAUUACUUUAGAGAAUUAGUAACUGUAGAAUUAUUUAGUAGUAUUAUAUAGAUGUUAUUACCAGGAAAUGUUAAACAUACUUUUUUCUAAUUUAUUUUCUAGACGAGAUAGAGAAUUAAAAAGUUUAUUUCUGGCCAGUGUUUGAGGAAAACAAAAUAUUGAGUCAAAUAGUUCCAAUAUCUGCUAACUCCAUGCGAAACGAGUUUUGAGUUCAACAGUUAUCACAGUCAAUUGUAGGGUGCAGAGACAUUUUACUUUACAGAGACUUUUUAUGUGGAGGUGGCGGCGUUUUCUAAUAAUUUUAUUUAUAUUAUAUUAUAUAAUAAUAAUAAUAAAACAUUUAUUUUCAGGCAUUUUACCCAUAAAUCUACAAACAAUCUUAACUUAAAUUACAUUAUACUUUGAUUUUAAUUAAAUUACAGAUAAAAAAGAAAAGUUAAUAUAUUACGUCAUAAUUACAAUUAAAAAAGAAAAUAAUUAAAUUAUAGAAGUAAAAAUUAUACAAUUAAUAUAGUCGAAUACAAUUCAAUGUUAAUUUAAUUUAAUUUCUUACAUUAUUAAAAAAAUAUAAUAAAUAUUAUAAUAAUUAUAUUUAUAUACAGGCUGUAUAAAAAUGUUAUUGUUUAUUUUCACAAUAGUUUCUUGUCGAUUCUUCUCAACAAUAGCAGCGUUACGAAUGAGUGUAUAUAGUGUAAAACAAAAUUAUUGGCUAUUCAAAAGUCUUUUCCGUUCCGGGAAACUUUUACGCAGCGUUCUGUCAAAGCGUAUUAUUUUACGUGUAUUAAUAGAUUGCUUAUAAUUAGGAUUUUUGUGAAUGUAUCUGAAACCUAUUUAAACAAGCUAUAUGACCAUGCAAAAUAAAUCAUCUUAUAAACAAAAUGAGGCUUAGAACUUGGCGAGGGAAUAGUGUGCCGUACGGCACUCUCGAUUUUGGUGUAUCUGAAAAAUCUGAAACAGAAAAGAAGAAAAUAGUUACAUAGCUUUAUGGCUUAUAUUCUCUCGCAUGUCGUAGUCGUCUUUUUUAUUCUGAUUUCAUCAUCUCAGCGGUUAUUAUGAAAGGCCUAAGAAAUUGUAUAUUAAGCUAUUUUCUUCUCCCUUUUAUUUUAUGUUUUUUUAAUGAUAAAAAGGGAUGAGACGAGCAGGACGUUCAGCUGAUGAUAGUUGAUACACCCUGCCCAAUACAAUGCAGUGCCGCUCUUGAAAGACCAAACCAUUCUGAGCGGCACUACAAUUGCGCUCGUCACCUUGAGACAGGAUGUUAAGUCUCAUUUGCCCAGUAAUUUCACUAGCUACGGCGCCCUUCAGAUCGAAACACAGUAAUGUUUGCACAUUACUGCUUCACGGCAGAUAUUGGCGCCGUUAUGGUACCCAUAAUCUAGCCGGCAUCCUGUGCAAAGGAGCCUCGAUCAGUCAUAUCUGUCGCGAUCACUGAACCGAAUAAUUUGCGGCAUAUUCAUUCGGGCUUUAAAGGACCGCAUAGAGGUUAUUUGAAGAAACGUUACCAAAAUUCACAGUCUGUAAAACUAUCUAUAGUUCUUUUCACAUGUAUAAGUACAGUUAGCGGAUAUUGGAAAUAUAAUUUAUAAUAUUAAAUGUUAUUAUUACUCAAUUUGAGAAUUCAAUAAAUUUUACUAUUGUUAAUUUAAAUUUAGGUUAGGUUUUUUUGUAUAAAACUUUAACUUGUUGUGCUGCUUUAAAUGCUUUUACUUAGCAUAAUAUCCUAACAGAAUUAUUAUUAAUUGUUUCAAACAUAUAAGGUAUAUUACGUACUUUUUUUUAAAAUAAUAAUAUGUUAUGUUACUUAUACGGCUUACAGUUAGUCGUAAAUUAAAGACUAAUAUAAGGGGUCGUUUAUUAAUCAUUUGAGGUUUUAAUUUGAUCGUACUUUUACAAUGGUAGCUCGAAAAAUUAUUUAUAGUGAGACUAUCGACCCCCCUCUCCUCUAUAACUCACGUUGUUAAUCAGCGAUCCCUGAGAAUGGUUAUGAAAAACCAAAACGCUUGUCAUAAGCUUUUAUACUGUGAAUAGAUUUCGAUACCUCAGUUCCAACGUGUAACAAGUCUGAAAUUCUGUAAGUUUGAGAUAAGUAUGAGAAAUUGUUCCAUAAUCGAUAACCCACCAUUAAUUAUUAUCACAGAGAAACAAGUCGAUAAGUGAAUGUAGUUUAGUUGUUACUUCUAAUAGUUCUCAAACCACUGACCUGUAUAAAUACCACUGGACAGGCUGUUUCAUAUGUUUGACAGCAAUUUUUUGUGCCUAUUUGAAGUGCCACCCGCGAGCGUCCAGAGAACAAAUUUUUGACGUAUAAUACAAAGGGCUGCGAAGGAACGUAUAAUACUCUGGAGUAUUUUUGCAUUUUGAAUUAAUUUCGUUCGUUUUCCGUGUUAUUUAUACUUUUAGAAUCAACAUAAUAUAAUACACAAUUAUUUUUUGUAAAUAGUUUCCCACCAUCACUAGUUUUAGUAGCGCAGACUCUCGCUACAUGGCCAACAGCGCCAAAAUGGCGAAUAUCGAACAGGCACAAAAGCACUUUGACAGCCGCCAGUUGUAUAUAGUAGAGGUCAGUGUUUCAGUAACAACUCGAGUUGGUUUCUUUUGGAACCCUUUUCUGAAUUGUUACUCUUUGGCACUGAGGUAUGGAUUGAAAAUGUACCUACAGGGUACUUGUCAAAGUGUAUCCAAAAUUUAUUGGAAUUGAGGAAUGUUGUACACUCCACUUAUAGGCUAACUCUACGUGCAUAAUAGGUGUUAUAGACAUUAUUUGUGUACAACUUAAAGCUUAAGAUAAAUUUGACAAAUAUAACAAAAAUAAAGCCCCUAGCAAAGAGCUGAUAAAAAAUUAAUUAGGUACUUACGUAAUAAACAAGGAAACAAAAGAAAAAAAUCAAUAAAUACGAACAAUGACUAACCUUUGCAAUACUUUUACAAAGUUUUACAAAUUAAUAACUGAUUAAUCCGCUAUGUGUAGGUGCAGUCGAUGUCUAUUGAAACUUGUUGAAACACACGGCCCAACUAUGGCACGGUGAUUUGUCCUUACCUUCCCUAGUGUGUUGUUAUUUAAAUUUUUGAGUUAAAUAAAAAUUUUGAAUACAUUUUGAACAGUGAGCCCAAAUUAAGCAAUUAUUCUCUUGCCAAUUGUUGUGUUUGCGUUGUUGUGAAUCUAAUUGUAAUUUAUUUUUAAGUAGUUUGUAAUUUCUUGUCGUCCUAUUGAUGUUUUGGUCUGGAGCUGUUUCAAAUAUAUUUCUGUUAUACAUUGUCUCCUAGGGGUUUAGGUAGAGGGACCUCCAUUGAGCGCGAAUCACAUAAUUACCACAUAUCAUAAUCUUAGUAAGUUUUGGCCUAUCUUUCAAUCCCUGUAUACAAAAAUUAGUACAGCCGUUCUGGAGUUCAUUGAAAUAUACACACGUCAUGAUAUAGAUUUGUAAUUGCCAUAUAAUUGGUAGUUUACUCGAAAGUAACUAAAGUUAAAAAAAAAUUAAAAAGUAAUUAUUUCCUCAACUCAAUUAAUAGAAAAAAAAACUAUAGAGACUCCUGUUCGGGCGGCAAAUCGCCAUACCGCGCAUCAUUAUUUUUUAUGAGCAUUUUCAAACAUAAAACAAAAGCAUUUGAACUACAUUUGGUUAAUGAUGAUACGACAAAUGUCAUCCACGAGAGUUAUAUCAGCCAUACCAUUAUUUUGUAGCAUUAAAAGGUCAAUAACCUUAAUUCGCUUUGUUACGCGACCGAAGCUUUGAAUUUCGAUAAAUUAUUGCAACCAGUUUUCGAAACUUUCGAAUCGUUUCAUGAGGUUACACUGUUUAUUUUUGCUUAUUAACUAUUUAAAUAGGCCGCUGUACAAGGCGUCAAUCAGUUUUAUUAUAGCUAGUAUAUCGAUCUUUAUUGUUGCAAGGUUUUGAGGUUAUGUAGUGGCCUAUAAAUCAAAUUAGUUGACUGUACUGUUAUACUGGUGCAAUUUUAUUGAUUACUAAGAUGUGUGAGUUGUGUUGGUUGUGAAUUGUUAUAUUGUUUAUUCGUUACUAUAUAAAUGUCAUAAUUCAUCUGUGUGUUUAUAAGACUUUGCUGAGACUUAACUCACGUUGAACUCAGCUGAACGUGAUAAAACGCAAGUAUGGCUUUUGUGGCUGUGUUAAUUAAGCUAAGCAUAAUUUCAGAAGUCAAUUGACUAUUAAAACGUAAUCAAAGAUUACGCUAAGCUCACACUCAGCUAAGUGUGACGUAAGUAAAGUCUGAGCAAAGUCCAAGUACGCCUUAUAGAUCAGAUCUCAGUCUAAGACUCCCAGAUGAAUGAAUCGCUUAUCUUAGUAGCAGUACAACUAACUUUAAUGGUCCUAGCAUUUUUGCACAAAAGUGAUGCAAAAUAUUGGUCUGUAUUGAGCACCAAGUGUUUGACAUCUGUUUAGUCCUUCUACAGUAUGAUUUGCCUGAAUACAAUCUAUGGUAAAUAAAUUAUAGUAAAUAUUUAUUAGUAUUUUCUUUGAUUAACGCGACUGUUACACAUUUAAAUAAAACACUUUUCAAAGGAUUAAAGCGUGUGUAAUUGAAACCGGAUUUUUACAAUAAGUUAUUUUCUAUUAUUAUUUUAUUUUACCCGACAUUUUGUGACCUUUUCAGAGCAUGAAUUGUAAGGGAAAAAAGUAGGUUUAUAUAAGAUAUUAAAAAAAUUUAACUUUUAAGCAAAAACGUACGGUAAAAAUUCUUUUUAAAUUACACGCAUUUUAAUCCUUUGAAAAGUGUUUUAUUUACUAUGAUAAUAUUAAAUAAUUCAGAAAAAGCGCCUCUGGCAAAUUGCUUAAUUUGACAUAUUAAAAUAUUUAACUUCAUUGGUCACUUAUUUAUGAGGCAAAAUUCGUAGCGCUUUUAUAGCAAGCAUAAUUCUGUGUAACUUCUUUGUAAUAGAUGCGUCAGGUCUACUACACUACGACUGGAUUUAGUUCUCGACCGACGGUCACCGCUGACGUCGGUCGAUCGUAGCGCGUAACCGUACCCGCUGACCAUGUUUCGUUUAGUGUUCAGCUGACAGCAAACUUGAUUACGCGAAGAAAAAUGAAUCCAUUUUUUAUCGCUUUAUAUAAAGACGUAGAAGAUAUCAUGUUUACCCAAUUAUUAUAGAGAAUCAAAUUUAAAGAUAAAUUUUCGGAAAAUAUUCGAAAUUGCCAGAAGAUGAUUUUUUGUUUACAAUGUUAUUCACGCGCUUACGGUUGGUCGCUCGGUGAGCGUCGCACUGAAGGCACUAAUUUGUCGCCAUAGCUCGUCAGCGGACCGACGUACGACGAGCUCGACUGACGAUUCUCGUCAGCGCGACGUAGUUCUACGCGCGUAGCAAUUAAUCAGCGCUGAACUGAACGUGAUCAUAUAUUUUCAUUGUUAUACGCUACGCAUGACCGAGGUCAGCGCUGACUGUCGUUCGAGCACUAAAUGCAGUCUUAAUGUGCGAACAAGAUUCGCUUUAUGUUCGUGCAAUAAUUGUAUUCCUGUCUCUGCUUGGAUCAGAAAAUUAAAAUAUUUUAAUGUACAUAACAUAAAAAUAACUAUUUGGGAUUAAAAAGUGUGUAAUUACUAAUAACUGAGUUUGAAAAUUUAUCAUUUGUUAAAUAACAUAAUUUCCUAAAAACUUUCUUUACUGGAAGAUGAGGAAGUCUUGUGGUUUUCUUUGUGUGAUGUUACAGUAAAGCAGUUUUGGUAUACCUAUCUUUUAUAAGUUAUGUUUGGUGCUAUUAUGUAAUAAUUUAAUUUGGUUAACACAAAUAUUUUACUUAUUUUCAAAGUGUCUUAAUAAUAAUUUAACACCGCAUCUACCUGUGUACUUGUCUAUAGCCCUUAAGCUUGGAGAAAACGCUCGAGUCUUAUUAAGUAAUAUAAAUUGACAUUUAUGUACUCUAAAUUUAAUUUUCAUUCGUCGAUAUAUAAGUAUAUUCUAAGUGACUUUGUUUCUAAUAGGUUGACAAGAAAAAAAAUUGAUAUUUUUUUUUGUGAAAAAUAUACGUGGAAUUAAA
This is a messenger RNA of Leptidea sinapis, 12358 nucleotides long. It is a transcript of the gene Rab30, whose product is annotated as ras-related protein Rab-30. The record is from RefSeq and is a predicted model, not a curated record. NCBI's taxonomy places the organism in Eukaryota, Metazoa, Arthropoda, Insecta, Lepidoptera, Pieridae. Gene Ontology annotation, cellular component: trans-Golgi network. Gene Ontology annotation, molecular function: GTPase activity; GTP binding. The coding region runs from base 139 to 747 and encodes 202 amino acids. The transcript is spliced from 5 exons.